Messenger RNA from Sporothrix schenckii 1099-18, 1638 nucleotides. RefSeq lists its product as uncharacterized. Gene Ontology annotation, biological process: carbohydrate metabolic process. Gene Ontology annotation, molecular function: polygalacturonase activity. NCBI's taxonomy places the organism in Eukaryota, Fungi, Ascomycota, Sordariomycetes, Ophiostomatales, Ophiostomataceae. The coding region runs from base 1 to 1638 and encodes 545 amino acids. The transcript is spliced from 3 exons. The record is from RefSeq and is a predicted model, not a curated record.
AUGCAAAUCUCAACAAUUCUCGCAGCUUUUGUGGGCACGGCGCCUGUGCUGACUGCAAUCUACCGCGAGGGAAACACCUGCACAGUGACGCCACAAGGGGCAGCGACAAUUAAACGACGAUCGCCCGCGCCAGAGCCAGCCGCAGCGCCGGGGCCACAGCCAGAACCGGUCUCUGACUAUAUUUCCGAGCAAAAUAUAGCCCAUGAACAGUAUCCGACCGACCGCACCGAUGCGCCGACGCCCACGUCCGUCAUCUACAACGAGGUGUAUCCGCGUCCGGAGCCGGGCAGCGACGGCGCGCGUCGAUACGACCGCAAAGCGGCGGCAGUUUCCGAGUCGAUAGCAGCGGCACGACAGGCAUCGGCGUUGGCCUCGGUGGCUGCCGUCAAGGCGCUUGCUUCGGCCAAAGCGAAAGGCUUCGCGGGCCAUGGUAGCCGGGGUCCGCUGAAUGCACGCGACACAGACAUCUUGGAGAGCACGGAAGGCACCGGGGAGCGUGCCACAUUCGAUGCCGCGGCGCCCGACGAUACGCCGCAGAUUUUGGCCGCGUUCAAGCAGUGCGGCCACGACGGGCGCAUUGUGUUCUCCGAGGGCACGUACAACAUCCGGCAGGUCAUGAACACGACCGACCUGCGCAACUGUGACAUUGACAUCCUCGGCACGUUUGUGUGGAGCGGCGACAACAUCCAGUACUGGCUAUCGCACAGCUACUCGGUGGCCUAUGCGGGACGGUCGACGGCGUGGUUGCUGGGCGGGACGAAUGUGUCGAUGCGCGGGUACGGUAAGGCGCUCUUCAACGGCAAUGGGCAGACCUGGAUCGACCAGAACCACGGGCAGAGCAACCAGAACGGGCGGCCCAUCAGCCUGACGAUUUGGCACGGCACUAACAUUUUCAUCGACGGCAUCACAUGGCGCAUGUCGCAGUUCUGGCACACGUUUGUGGCGCAUAGCCAGAACGUGACGAUGACGAACCUGGACAUGGACACGCACAGCAGCAACUCGAAUUCGGCGGUGAACACGGACGGCACAGACACGUGGAAUUCGCGCGAUAUUGUGAUUUCGAACUGGACGGUGAAAUGCGGAGACGACUGCAUCUCCGUCAAGGGCAACAGCACCAAUGUGCACGUAAGCAACGUUGUUUGUUACGAAUCCGGCUGCGCGUGCAUCGGCUCGAUCGGCUCCAACAGCGGCCAGCCCGACUACGUCGAGAACGUGCUCUUUGAGAACAUCACCUGCCACCACUCGUCCAACGCCGCCUGGAUCAAGACGUACCCAGGCACGGGCCAUGUGCGAAAUGUCACCUUCAAGGACAUUGUCGUCGACAACGUCGACCAGCCCAUCUAUGUCACGCCCUGCAUCUACUCGGGCAACGGCUGCGACAGCUCUCGCCUGACGAUUUCGGACGUCACCUGGAAGAACGUCACCGGCACAAGCCGAUACAACGUCGCCGUCGGCAUCCACUGCUCGUCGGCGGCACCCUGCACGGGCUUUCAUUUCGAAGACAUCGACAUCAAGUCCGUCGCGGGCGGCACCUCCAAAGUGCUGUGUUCCAACAUCAAGAACCAGGCGACCUCGGGGCUGACGUGCACAGAGACGUGUCCGGCCAAUUGGCCGCAGCAGUUGAGAGGAAACCGAUAG